AUCACCUCUCGCCCACCUGACAUCCGCUCUCUCUCUCUCUCUCUUUAGCCAUCCGGCUGAGACGCUCGCGGUCUCGCGAUCCACUCCGCCGUCAUGGCCAUGGGCCUUUCUGGUGGCUUCGUGACCGUGACCUCGCCCAGGCCAUCCCUGUGGUGUUCCUCUUUGCACCACGUGCAACGUGCAAGGAGACAUGGGGAUGUCGUGGUGCCGGAGCCCUACUCACGUUGGCUAUGGCACUCCUGUGGGCAAUUCUCUUUGAUGACCUACGGCGCUGCAGCCCACAGGCGAUGGGGCUGUUGUUUCCUUUCCUUUCUGGUCUUGCUUGCAGGCCUCAACUAUUGGCGUGAGGCCACUGUCGGGUUCCGCCGACGGAUCGACAUGCUGGCGGUGGCUGUGACGGUGAUGUAUCACAGCUGCGUGGCCUUUGGUGUGCUUGGGAAUGGCUUGGACGCCCCCCCAACGGCCUUGCUGUGCCAUCCUGUGCGGCCCUUCCUGGGUGUCGGCCCCGCAGUUCCAGCACUUGGCCCGACAGGAUACGCCCUGCUGACGAUCUGCUUCGUUUCCAUGUACUUGCGCGCUCGCUUUUGGGCAGCCAAGAAGGAGUUCCAGAAAAGUACGCCCUGGCAUUUGGCUGUGCAUGCCAUGGGCAAUUUCGGGAACUUGAUGAUGUAUCCUGGCUUGAGACCAUGAGAGCAUGAGCGCAGCAAUGUAUGCGCCCCAAUGCUGUAGAUUCUAAAUUCUGUGCGACUCAA
This is a messenger RNA of Durusdinium trenchii, 752 nucleotides long. The record is from the annotation of a GenBank genome assembly. NCBI's taxonomy places the organism in Eukaryota, Dinophyceae, Suessiales, Symbiodiniaceae.